UAAUUUUAUUGAUAUCAAUUAUAUACGAACUAGCUGACAUCUAAGUGGCAGAAAAAAGUACGACGAACGGAAUAUUUUGGCAGGGUAUACCAGUUAAAAUUUGACGCCAUCAUGGCAGACAACGGUGUGAUGAUGUUCGUGAUUUCGAUAUUCAGCAGUAUAUUAUUUAUCACGACGAAUGCACAAGUAGAUAGAAUGCAUUGCCGCAAUCCCUUGGGUAUGCAAGACAAAAGGAUACCAGAUGACCAUCUGGAAGCAUCGUCAUUUCAUGCGAGAGGGACAGGACCAAUUUUCGCGCGAUUGGAACGAGAAGAAGGCGACGGAGCGUGGUGUCCGAAGGGGGUGAUUGACAAAGAUGACAGAAGCCAGUAUCUGCAGGUCAAACUGCCUUCUCUCAGUUUUCUGUCUAUCGUCGCUACUCAAGGACGCGAUGCUGGCGGGGCAGGACAAGAAUACAUACCUAGUUACGCCCUGAAUUACUCAAGAGACGGUAUCACGUGGUUUCAGUGGAAAAAUUAUCGCGGUGUUUCGGUAUUGGAGGGUAAUCAGGACCCCAAAAAUGUCGUUCAUCGGAAGCUUAAUCCAGGAAUACCUUCAGUCAGAUAUCUUCGGUUGAUUCCAGUGACAACUCGCCCCAGAUCAGUCUGUGCUCGUAUAGAACUAUAUGGGUGUCCAAUGCCAUCUGGUGUUGUAAGUUAUUCCAUGCCCGUGCCUGGAGUACCGCUACAAGAUGGCGACGAAGUUUCCAAAACACUGAACGAAAAAUGGUCUUUUGGUGACGAAUAUUAUGAUGGUAUCAGAGAAACUGAAUCUUUCCAUAGUGGACUUGGACAACUCACGGAUGGAGUAAUUGGCUCGAAUAAAAUAAACGAAACAAAAUCAUCAGUUUCUUCACGCAAAAUCGGGUUUGAUUACGUCGGUUGGCGUAACAACAGGCGAGGCGAUCGUUAUAUCUCUCUUACGUUCAGUUUUGAAGAAGUCCGAAAUUUUACUGCCAUGAGAAUUCAUACACUGACAAGUGAAAACGUUGGGUCGAGGUUUUUCUCCAACGUGGCAGUAGCUUUCAGUCUCGACGGCAGAACAUACCCAAACACACCUUAUGCCAGUAAAGUUGCAUAUGACGUCCCAAAUCGUGAGGGCGAAAACACCAGGUUUAUUGAGGUCCCACUUGGACGUGCCAUGGCACGUUAUGUACGAGCCAAAUUCCGCAUUCGCGGAGACUGGAUGCUGAUCAGUGAAGUCGAAUUUGUUGCCGGUAAAGUUUCAAGUACUUUUGAGGCCGCAAAUAAGGAAGCUCUUGAUGGUGGUCAAAAUGGAAUUUCCACGGAACCAAGUGUCACGACUACUGAAAAUAAUAAUAUUAUUAUCAUUGUUUGCUCACUGGCUGGAAUAAUAGCACUUCUCAUUUUGAUUGUCGUUUUUUUGGUGUAUAGGCAACGAAGACUAAGAAAAACAAUGUCACCACCCAGAUACUCAUACUCGGCCGCAACGCCGGCUGUACCGGGACCAAACCCGAAUGUUACUCUAUGUUUAACUGGUCAAAGAGCGGCCUUCACAUCAACAACAGCCUGUGCUGUACCAAUGCAAGAAAAAUGCUCGGAUCCACUUUAUCACGAGAUUGCUGGAGGACGAGGCAUCAUGGCUCCCAAUGUGUACUUGGAACCAAAUGACGUGCUCAAACCAGGGCAGCGCAUGCCGGAGGUGACACAAUUGGCUCAUCAAUCUAUGGGUCGAGAUCGACGAUUUGAACAACCUGAUGUAACGAUGUGUGCUUCCGGAGUCAGAGACGGUGUAAUGACUAUUUCACACUACGCCGAAUCAAAUGUUAGAGCUCUUCCACCACCAUAUGCGACGCCGCUACAAGGAGCAUUUGGAAACAAUGUAUAUGCUGUUCCGUGGACUUCACAAUCGCCUGCCCCCACCAAAAGGACCAAGUAUCUGUCUCCACCUAAAUAUACAGCUACUCCAUCAGAAGCUUCUACACUUCUCGCUGACGACUCGCAGGACGAUAUAGCCUCCCAAAGUGUUAUGUCGCAACGAUGCGGAGAAAAUGGCGCGGUUGAGUUUCCAAGAGAACGUCUGGAAUUCGUCGAAAAAUUAGGCGAAGGACAGUUUGGCGAAGUCAGGUUGUGUAAGGCUGACGCAAGUCUCAGACGAUACGUUGAACAAGACGGAAUAUCAAUCGACGGUAAUUCAGAUGAGCCGGUUCUGGUUGCAGUUAAAGUUCUCAGAGAAGAUGCCACACCGAAUGCAAAGGAAGACUUUCUCAAAGAAGUUAAGGUGAUGGCGCGACUUCGUGAUCCAAAUAUAGUUCAACUUUUGGCAGUCUGCACGGAAGACGAACCGUUCGCCAUGAUCACAGGUUAUAUGGAAAACGGAGAUUUGAAUGAAUAUCUUAGAGGGUUUGACAUUGACGAAACCAGCUACAGAACUCAGGAACGAAGUUCCGUUGACCAGCCAACUUGCAGUUCACAGUUGCCUACGAUCAGCCGCACAAUUCUAAUGAGCAUGGCCGCCCAGAUUGCAGCUGGAAUGAAAUACCUGUCAUCUCUCAACUUUGUUCACCGCGAUCUUGCCACCCGUAACUGUCUUGUUGGGAACGAUCAUACAAUUCGAAUUGCUGAUUUUGGAAUGUCGCGAAACAUGUACCAAGGUGACUACUACAAAAUUCAAGGAAAAGCCGUUUUACCGAUCCGAUGGAUGUCAUGGGAAUGCGUCUUACUGGGCAAAUUCAGCACGGCAAGUGAUGUUUGGGCUUUCGGAGUAACAUUGUGGGAAUUAUUUACACUGUGCAAAUGCCAACCAUAUCAUUCUCUUGAUGACCAACAAAUCAUUGAAAAUAUGCAUCAUAUCUAUCAAAGAACGGGUGAAGAGGUUUAUCUUCCAAAGCCCAAAGCCUGCCCAACCUCCGUUUUCAAUAUGGUCAAACAAUGUUGGAAAAGAGAGUGCGAUGAACGACCUGCCUUCGACUCACUGUAUUCGUUUUUGAAGGAAAGAGUGUGAUCUGUUCCAAACUGGCAGAUGACCAUAUGAACUUAUGAAAAAUGGAGCAUUGAAAUUGCGACCAUUCUAGAGAUAGCAAACGAAAACUUUGUGAAUGAAGUGGACGCAGCACAAGUAUAAAUGUACGAAGCGUGUGGACGAAUUGCAAUAAGUCUAUGAAGCUAGAAAUGUGAAAGUGUCCACAAUACGUCGGAACUGAGAUAGACAUUGUGCGUUUGAACAAACAACGGUUACUGACUGGAAAUUUUAUGCUUCAUGGAAUCACGACUUUCGUUUUCAUUUAUGAUUUUUUUCCUUUCUUUUUUUUCAUUUAUGUUCGAAAGUCGUUUUAUGUUGUACAGCUACUUAUUCUACAUUCCAAUUUAUGAGAUAGCAUUUUUUCUUUCAUUAUACCUAUUCGUACGGCUUAUUAUCUGUCAUAUAUGGACUGAUAUAAAUGUUCUUUGAACGAUCUUUACGCCACGGAUCAUGCUGUUUAGAUCCACUGUUUUGGCUUAGCGAUGAGGCGUUAAGUCUCUUUUGAAACUGCCACUGAUGCAUGAUGAAGAUUUCGUCAUAUAUAUGAGUUACCCAGUAUACUCAUGAAAUGUAAGACUCAUGUAGAAGAUGUCAACCCUCGUUAAUAUUGUCUUCAAAUGGCGCUAGACUGUUUCAUUUUCUUUUCCACCAUUUGUGGAAUUUGAACAAAUCAUUUUCAGUGAACGUUUCUUUAUAUUUAUGUUUGAGCCUUUCCAUGUUUCUUUUUAUUUUGUUCUUCAUUUCAUCAUAUUUUAUUUUUCGCACAAAUACAAAUUUAGCACACAA
Molecule: messenger RNA, 3807 nt
Organism: Styela clava
Lineage: Eukaryota; Metazoa; Chordata; Ascidiacea; Stolidobranchia; Styelidae
Product: discoidin domain-containing receptor 2-like
Biological process (GO): positive regulation of phosphatidylinositol 3-kinase/protein kinase B signal transduction; positive regulation of kinase activity; multicellular organism development
Cellular component (GO): plasma membrane; signaling receptor complex
Molecular function (GO): collagen binding; ATP binding; protein tyrosine kinase collagen receptor activity
Source: RefSeq, a predicted model, not a curated record